Messenger RNA from Yamadazyma tenuis ATCC 10573, 2012 nucleotides. The record is from RefSeq and is a predicted model, not a curated record. NCBI's taxonomy places the organism in Eukaryota, Fungi, Ascomycota, Pichiomycetes, Serinales, Debaryomycetaceae.
AAACGAGCUUUUGCAUUGGAACAGUAACACAUCAUGGGUAGAGUUAUUCGUAAUCAAAGAAAAGGUGCUGGUUCGAUCUUUACCGCCCACACCAAGGGUAGAAAAGGUGCCGCUAAAUUGAGAACCUUGGACUAUGCUGAACGUCACGGAUACAUUCGUGGUGUCGUCAAGCAAAUCAUCCACGACCCCGGUAGAGGUGCUCCAUUAGCUAAGGUGGCCUUCAGAGAUCCUUACAAGUACAAGUUGAGAGAAGAAACCUUCAUUGCCAACGAAGGUGUCUACACUGGACAAUUUAUCUACGCCGGUAAGAAGGCCUCUUUAAAUGUUGGUAACAUUUUACCUUUAGGUUCUAUGCCCGAAGGUACCAUUGUUUCUAAUGUCGAAGAAAAGGUUGGAGACAGAGGUGCUUUAGGUAGAACUUCUGGUAACUACGUUAUCAUUAUCGGACACAAUGCAGAUGAAGGUAAGACCAGAGUCAAGUUACCAUCUGGUGCUAAAAAGGUGUUGAACUCCGAUGCCAGAGGUGUUAUUGGUGUUGUUGCUGGAGGAGGAAGAAUCGACAAGCCAUUGUUGAAGGCUGGUAGAGCUUUCCACAAAUACAAGGUCAAGAGAAACUCGUGGCCAAAGACCAGAGGUGUGGCCAUGAACCCAGUUGAUCACCCUCACGGUGGUGGUAACCAUCAACAUAUUGGUAAGGCUUCUACUAUUUCUAGAGGUGCUGUUCCAGGUCAAAAGGCUGGUUUGAUUGCUGCCAGAAGAACCGGUUUGUUACGUGGUUCUCAAAAGACUCAAGAUUAAAUUAUUUAUUGAUCAAUUCAAUUUGUAUAAAUAUAAUGAAUAAAUAGUUUUUUUAUGGGUGACGUUAUCUGUUGAAUACAUACUAAUACUAAGACUAGGCGGUGGCGGUGAAGGUGGUGGUUGCAACCGUUGCUUCGCCCACGCUAGCACCAACGGGACCAACGCUAGUACCACAACCUUCACCAGAAACGGUCUCAUCAGACUCAACGGCAGUGGCCUCAGUGAUGGUCGCUGAGGUCUCAACCACAGUGGUGCCUGAAGACACCCCUUGCUCUCCUUCAACUUCCCUGGUUCCAACGCUUACGCUCCCACCGGCUGGAACUUCCAAGGAUUCUUCUGGCGCUUCUGGCUCUGGCUCUUCACCCUCGACCAGCUUCUCGGCCAAUGCCUCCUUUCGCUUCUGGUCUGCCGCCUUGACCUUUCUAACCUUGGGCAUGAACGCUGCCUUCAACUCAACUUUCUUCCCAUUUAAUGCCUUGCCCUUCAAGGACCCAAUGACCUCUUCCAACAACUUCUCGGUCUUCAAACUAACCAACGCACUCUUGUGGUUUCUGGAAAAUAAACCUCUUUUUUUGGCCCGUUCGGUGAACACAAAUACCUCCUGGGGAGAGUAGUCCUGGAAAAACUCUCUAAUCUGGUUAUCGGUCGAGUCAGCUUUGAUCUUGACAAUAUAGACCGUAUCAGUACUCACCUCUGGUGGUCCAUAGGUGGGUUCCCGGGAAGUUUGAGUCAAACGGUCGUCAGCUUGAUCAACUUCGACAGACUUCUCUUCUUCCUUUUGUUCUCCGUCCUUCUUGACAGUCAUCCGUCUCCGUGGCUUGGGGACAAAUGGAACAUGUAACUUGGCCGAGAUAGUACGGCCUCUAAAUUUGAUUCCAUGAAUCAAUUUAACUGCUUUCUUAGCCUCGUCGGCAUCGACAAACUCGACAAUGGCGACUCCCAAGGGCCGUCUCUUAUCGGUACGAUAAGCAACGGUGUAGUUUAGAAUAAUCACCUUUUUUCUGUAAGGAAAAUACUCGUUAGAUUGGGUUACACAUCACAAUUUGUGAAUCGGGUAGAACUUACAAUUUAAACUCGCUUAAAAAAGCGGUAAGCUCCUCUUCGGUGCCAUAGUAGUCGACAUUCUUGAUCUGGACGAUAUUAUCGGUAGACAUCUCUAUACGGUGUAAAUAAUCAGGGUUCUUUCAGAUAACAAAACGGGUGUGUUUGUGGUU